AAGCAUAAUCAGUCGCCUUGAGCUGAGCAGUCAUUCGCCGUCGAACCGGGCCUGAAGGAAGAGAAGAAUCAUAUUCGGCGUGUACGGUGAAAAUAUUGAAGAAAUCUAAACUAUAGUGUUACAUAUUUGGAAAUUUUGUCGCUGAAAGAUAUUCGUUCAAGAUUUUGCAUAAAAGUUGGAUUUUCUAUGCAAAGUUUCUUCUUUUGUUAAAACGUGGAAUACGAGAAAAACUAGCUGCUCCGCUUACUGCGACUUGGAUUGCUGCUUCUUCAAGGAUCAAACCAAGGAAAAUUCUUUGCAUUUAGAGAUUUUUUUUGAUCGAUUCUGAUUAUCGUGUAUGACAACUUUUACUAAGUGAAAAAGAAUGUCCAAGUUUCUACUAGCAAGAAAAUGUAUCGAAGUGUUGACAUCAUUCGGAGGGACAAUUCCCGGCGGAGCUACACUGUCCACAAAAUACGUUCGAACACUUGCCACUCAAGCCGGUAAAGUGCGGCAGGCGACUGGAGGAAUCGACCAGCAUGUACCGACCGAUCCGGAAGCGAUUCAUGCACGUUUGCACCAACGAUUGACGACACUUUUCGAGGACGAAUCCAGGCGUAAUUUGGUUGUUCCGCCCUUUAAGCGGGCCCUACUUUACGGGGAAAAAUCGGCUAUAAGGGACCAGACAGGAGAUUACAGCUUUAUCCAAAUCUACGAAGCUGUCAAACGGCUUGCUUUGCAGAUCUCCAAUUGCUGUGGAAGUGCAUCACAGUCACGUGUCGCAUUUAUCUGUCCUAAUAAUGUCACGUAUGUUAUCAGUCAGUGGGCCUGUUGGUUCUCAGGGCAAAUUGCCGUUCCAUUGAACCCCAAUUAUCCACAAGAUUUACUGGAAUACUACAUAAAAGACUCGGAUGCAUCACUGCUUAUAGCUACGCCAGAGUUUCAAAACAUUGCCCAACCGCUGUCUACAAAGCUAGACAAAAAACUUCUCGUGCAUCAUGAUUUGCUGAAAUCAAACAAACUGGAGACGCAGCAACAACAAGAAGAUGAAACGUCCUAUUUAGAUCCCAAAAGAGAACAUCUGCUACAACUCAACGAUACUCUAUUAGUCGAAGGUUGUCUGAAUGGAGAAUUCUAUCGGGAUGCAAAUGCGCUUAUUCUAUAUACGUCCGGCACAACCGGAAAACCGAAAGGAGUAGUUCUGAGCUAUGCAAAUUUAGAUGCACAAUACAGUGCGCUCUCGCAUGCUUGGGACGUUUCCGGGGUGGACUCGGUUCUCCAUUCACUUCCAUUGAAUCACGUCCAUGGAACAGUGGUUGCCCUCAAUUUGCCACUAUCAGUUGGAGCAAAGUGUGUAAUGUUGCCUAAAUUCGACAGUAGCAGCGUUUGGAGUUAUCUCUUGAAUGUGAACAUGACCACGAAGGAAAGAGUGAACAUCUUCAUGGGUGUUCCUACUAUGUACGGAAUGUUGAUCAAAGAAUACGACAGUGUUUUUGGUAAAAAUGCAAGAAUGUGUGACUACGUCAAAACUCAUUGCAAGAACAAGAUCAAAUUGAUGAUAUCUGGGUCCGCUCCUCUACCGGGAAGCAUUUCCAAUCGGUGGUACGACAUCAGUGGUCACCAACUGCUGGAACGGUAUGGAAUGACAGAAACUGGAAUGGUUAUUUCGAAUCCAUACAUCCAAGAUAAAACCCGGGUUCGCAAGCAAGGUUGUGUCGGGAUGCCUUUGCCUGGCGUAAGGGUAAAAAUUGUAAAUAAGGAAACUCAGAAGGAGCAUAUUUUCGAGGGAGCUGCGAAUCAAGGUUUCUGGGACAGCUCGCCAAAUGCGAACGUACAUGAUUCAACAGCAUGCCAUCCAGCAGUGUCUGGUGAAAUUUACGUCACAGGUAAAUCUGUCUUCCAACAGUACUGGCAAAAACCUGAAGAAACUAAAGCAGAAUUUGAAGACGGUUGGUUCAAAACAGGCGAUACGGCCGAAUACGUUGAUGGCGCCAUUAAAAUACUAGGACGCACCUCCGUCGAUAUUAUUAAAUCAGGUGGAUUCAAAUUGUCUGCGCUUGAGAUCGAAACUGUCCUUCAUGAGUACCCCGAUACGACAGAUGUUGCUGUGGUUGGACUCCCAGACGAAACAUGGGGAUCCAAAGUGGUCGCAGUACUUAGUGUAAAAGACGUCGAAACUUUCAGCAUACCACAACUUCUAGCGUGGCUGGAGCAAAAAUUGCCCAAGCAAGCGAUUCCGAAAGAAGUGAAAAUUGUAACGGAAGUUCCACGAAAUGCGAUGGGAAAAAUUAACAAGAAAGACUUAAUCCAGAAGUUGUGCACCGAACUCAACCAAGAGCAGGAUAAAGUCGUAAAAUAAGCCGAAACAUGCGACUGAAACUGGCACAGGUUUUGGUUUAUGUGAUGUGUUCCAUAAAUAUUUAAGUUUCAUCUGUUACUCUGUGGGGCUACCGUUAUCCUCGGCUCUUGUGAAAUUAAAUAGGUCGAGAUUAGCAAACAGAUAAGAUAACUACUAGUCAUAGGUGUUCGACUGUGCAGCAGGCUAGACUAGAAUAGUUACGUUUGCGACUAUUAUUAACUGUUUGUACUUUAUCAUUUGUAAGCGUAUCAAUGCAUAUUCUCGAUGUACCCAACCUAUGCAUAUUGCACAUGCAGCAUCUAAGAAAUUGUUUAGUCACUCUGUGUUCAACAGUAACUAACAAUGACGAAUAAAAUUCGAAAUUUCCAACCAAUUUCAUUGAAAUUACAUUAA
Messenger RNA from Topomyia yanbarensis, 2731 nucleotides. RefSeq names its product malonate--CoA ligase ACSF3, mitochondrial (gene Acsf3). The record is from RefSeq and is a predicted model, not a curated record. Bases 365 to 2338 code for a protein of 657 amino acids. Gene Ontology annotation, biological process: fatty acid metabolic process. The transcript has 4 exons. Lineage: Eukaryota; Metazoa; Arthropoda; Insecta; Diptera; Culicidae. Gene Ontology annotation, molecular function: medium-chain fatty acid-CoA ligase activity.